Molecule: messenger RNA, 376 nt
Organism: Calidris pugnax (ruff)
Lineage: Eukaryota; Metazoa; Chordata; Aves; Charadriiformes; Scolopacidae
Product: lysine-specific demethylase 6B-like
Exons: 2
Biological process (GO): heart development; regulation of gene expression
Cellular component (GO): MLL3/4 complex
Molecular function (GO): RNA polymerase II cis-regulatory region sequence-specific DNA binding; chromatin DNA binding; histone H3K27me2/H3K27me3 demethylase activity
Source: RefSeq, a predicted model, not a curated record
GACGGUGGGGCGGGCGUUGCAGGUACUGCCUGAUGCAGUCCAUCAAGCACUGCCAGGUCCAGCGCGAGAGCCUGGUCCGGGCCGGGAAGAAGAUCGCCUACCAGGGCCGGGUGAAGGACGAGCCGGCCUACUACUGCAACGAGUGCGACGUGGAGGUCUUCAACAUCCUCUUCGUGACCAGCGAGACGGGGGGGCGCAACACCUACCUGGUGCACUGCGAGGCCUGCGCCCGGCGCCGCAGCGGGGCCCUGCACGGCGUCGUCGUCCUGGAGCAGUACAAGACCGAGGAGCUCAUGCAGAUCUACGACGGCUUCACCCUGGUGAGGGGACACCACGGCGUGGGGACAUCGUCACGGGGUGGGGACAUCGUUAUGGG